AUGUUUAAUUCAUAAAAAGUUUAGAUUUGUUAACUUCACGAAUCUUAAAUUUGUAUAGGGUUUUGCGUUUCCAUAAAUUGUUCUUCAAAUUCUAUCUAUUGUUAAAAAUGUUUAGAACAAUUCCAUGAGGAUCAUAUAGACAGUUGCAGAGAAUUUGGACAAAUAACCAAAGAUUUAUCAAAUUCCAUCAAAUAAAAAGAGGAUCACUUCAACAAAAUCAAAGAAUAAUAAAUUCAAUUACACCAAUUAAGCAGACAUUAAAUUGAUGCCUAUUAAGAGAAAAUAGAUGAAUUAAGAAACAUUUAAAGAAAUUUUUAGAAAAAAAAUACUAAUCUUUGUCAAAUUAAGAAAUCAAAAUCUUAAAAGAAUAAUGCUCUCCAGAGAGACAACUUGAUAAUUGCAAAUUUUAGUAAGGUUUAGUGAAUGAGAUAACUUAGAUGGAACAACUAGUUUAAUCUUUAGAAUUAAGAAAUAAGGAUUGCUUAAUAAAUGAAAAAAAAUCUAAAUUAAUAAGUAUUCUUAACGAUAUCUAUUUUAGAGUGUAUAAUGAAAUGGCUCUAUAUAGGAGGUUAUUGGGGCAUCUCAAUUAUUGUAAUUUAUCUAUAGAUUUAUGUUUUUAUAUUUGGGGGAUGUUUAUUAUAUGUGAUACAUAUCGAAUUAUUUAAGUAACUAAAGUUUGUUAUUAAGUGAAUGGCAACCCAAACAAAAUCAAACUUAUAUCGAAUUAAUCCAAAACUAAGCUCAGUAUUUUGACAUAGGUAAUAAAUUUAAUAUUGCUUAAGCUAAUGAUUUAUAUCUGAUGGAGAAUUAUGAAGAGUCUAUUAUUUAUUAUGAUAAGGCGAUACAUUUACAAUAGGGUAAUGCAUCCUCUUACUUUUAUAAAGGUAUUUGAUAUUAAUUAUUUAAAAGGAAAUGCUCUAACAAAAUUAAAAUUUUUUAAAGCAGCAGUUGCAAAUUAUAACAAAUAUUUAAAAAUAAAUUCUGAAAAAGAUGCUGUCUAUUUAAAUAAAGGUAUUUAUUGUAUCUCAAAACAGGAUACGCGCUAACUUAAAUGAAACUUUUCUAUUAAGCCAUCGAAUGUUAUGAUUUGGCAAUAAAAAUCAAUUUUCAUAAUGAUGAGGCCUACUACAAAAAGGUAAAUCAUAUUAAUAAUANAUAUUUCUUCUGUUUCAUAUUAUCUAAUAGGAUCUUAAUAGGCUUAAUGAAUAUGAGUAGAGAACAAUUUUGGCCAUUCCACUCUUAAUGGAAAAGUAAGAAAAAAUUCAUUAAAAACAUUUAUAGUUCUAUUUUCGUUAAUAAAAUUGAUGUUAUAAACGAGCUACACGUAUUUAAAAAAAUAAUUAAGAUAAGAAUAAAACAUUCUAAAUUUAUUCUCCAAUUCAAUGUUUAAUUCAUAAAAAGUUUAGAUUUGUUAACUUCACGAAUCUUAAAUUUGUAUAGGGUUUUGCGUUUCCAUAAAUUGUUCUUCAAAUUCUAUCUAUUGUUAAAAAUGUUUAGAACAAUUCCAUGAGGAUCAUAUAGACAGUUGCAGAGAAUUUGGACAAAUAACCAAAGAUUUAUCAAAUUCCAUCAAAUAAAAAGAGGAUCACUUCAACAAAAUCAAAGAAUAAUAAAUUCAAUUACACCAAUUAAGCAGACAUUAAAUUGAUGCCUAUUAAGAGAAAAUAGAUGAAUUAAGAAACAUUUAAAGAAAUUUUUAGAAAAAAAAUACUAAUCUUUGUCAAAUUAAGAAAUCAAAAUCUUAAAAGAAUAAUGCUCUCCAGAGAGACAACUUGAUAAUUGCAAAUUUUAGUAAGGUUUAGUGAAUGAGAUAACUUAGAUGGAACAACUAGUUUAAUCUUUAGAAUUAAGAAAUAAGGAUUGCUUAAUAAAUGAAAAAAAAUCUAAAUUAAUAAGUAUUCUUAACGAUAUCUAUUUUAGAGUGUAUAAUGAAAUGGCUCUAUAUAGGAGGUUAUUGGGGCAUCUCAAUUAUUGUAAUUUAUCUAUAGAUUUAUGUUUUUAUAUUUGGGGGAUGUUUAUUAUAUGUGAUACAUAUCGAAUUAUUUAAGUAACUAAAGUUUGUUAUUAAGUGAAUGGCAACCCAAACAAAAUCAAACUUAUAUCGAAUUAAUCCAAAACUAAGCUCAGUAUUUUGACAUAGGUAAUAAAUUUAAUAUUGCUUAAGCUAAUGAUUUAUAUCUGAUGGAGAAUUAUGAAGAGUCUAUUAUUUAUUAUGAUAAGGCGAUACAUUUACAAUAGGGUAAUGCAUCCUCUUACUUUUAUAAAGGUAUUUGAUAUUAAUUAUUUAAAAGGAAAUGCUCUAACAAAAUUAAAAUUUUUUAAAGCAGCAGUUGCAAAUUAUAACAAAUAUUUAAAAAUAAAUUCUGAAAAAGAUGCUGUCUAUUUAAAUAAAGGUAUUUAUUGUAUCUCAAAACAGGAUACGCGCUAACUUAAAUGAAACUUUUCUAUUAAGCCAUCGAAUGUUAUGAUUUGGCAAUAAAAAUCAAUUUUCAUAAUGAUGAGGCCUACUACAAAAAGGUAAAUCAUAUUAAUAAUAUCGUUAUAAAAUAAUAGGAAUUGUCUUACAUUAAGUUGAUCGUUAUCUCGAAGCUUUAGAUUCUUAUAAUAAAGCGAUCAAUAUAAAUUCUAAUAAUCAGCUCUAUUAUUUUAGUAAAGGUUAUGAAUUUCAACAUUAAUUUAGGGUUAACACUACAUAAACUUCAAGAAUAUUAUGAAGCUAUAUAAUCUUAUGACUUUGCUCUUCUAAUUUAAAUAAAUGAUGAAAUAUAAACACAUAAAAGUAUUAUUUCAUAAAUUUCAGAUAAUUCAUUAUUGA
Messenger RNA from Paramecium octaurelia, 2815 nucleotides. Lineage: Eukaryota; Ciliophora; Oligohymenophorea; Peniculida; Parameciidae. The record is from the annotation of a GenBank genome assembly.